Molecule: messenger RNA, 1206 nt
Organism: Saccoglossus kowalevskii
Lineage: Eukaryota; Metazoa; Hemichordata; Enteropneusta; Harrimaniidae
Molecular function (GO): protein binding
Source: RefSeq, a predicted model, not a curated record
GUCUUAGUGGAAGAUUUGAAUAAUGAUGGAAAGCUGGAGAUAGUCGUAACUGACAGCAGUGUGAAUGUGAUGUGCUUGGAUAGUAAUGGCGAUUUGUUGUGGGAUGCCUCAUUGCCUGGAGUGUCAACAGCUGGGUCAAGGGUUGCAGACAUUAAUGACGACCAAAUACUAGAUGUUGUCAUAGCAACAAACAUUGGAUAUGUUGUUGCUUUCAGAGGAGACACUGGAGAAGUUUUGCCAAACUGGCCCAAGACACUUGGAAAUAAAGUUCUCAGCAAUGUUUUAAUAUCAAGAAUUAAAAAUAAGGAGGGUCCUCUGGACAUUUUAGUACCUACGUAUGAUGGCAGUCUACAUGUCAUAUCAGGUGAUGGUAGAUGUUCUGAUGUUGUUUGGCUUGGUGAACAAUCAUUAGUGCAGUUAUUGGCCGCUGAUUUACACAAAGAAACGCCAGCAUUAGAGUUGUUAGUUUCCACAAUGGACGGCACAUUGAUGUGUCUACAUACAUCAACCAAUAAAUCAAUGACUGAUCUUGCAACUGUUACUAGUACGCUUCAUGAAUGGACGGCUGAAACAAACACACAUAAUAGCUUUACAUUCUGGGAUUCAAAGGUAGGUGUUGAAAUAUCUGAGUCUACCAGGCAGUUGGUCCAUGUCACCGGUAUGUCAUUUGUUAUUGAGUUUACAAUAUUAGAUGAACACAAAGCUAAAACUGCAUGGAAUUAUUAUCAUAUUAAGUUUUUGAUCGGUAGCAUAUUCCUGCAUAGUGAGAACUUCUCCAUGCCAGGCCAGUAUAUGGUGACCAUCCCUUGUCCACAUAAACCUGUGAAAAGCUCUGUACAGGUGGAGAUGAGAAAUCAACAUGGACAGGUAUUCACAGAUUCCUUUCCAGUAAGUAUGGAAUCAUAUCUCAUCAAUAUCAAAAACAUUGAUUUGAGAACGAGUCUGGCUAAGUUCCGUCUGAGUGACCAUGCCCUCAAGAUUGAGACUGGAAGACACAAUUGUACUCCACUCAGUAACAGGGUUUGUGACAUGUGUAACCAAGAUACCAUUGAAAAUGAAUUUCAUUUUAUGGUGGAGUGUCCCAAAUACAGUAAUAGACGCAGUGUUCUGUUUGAUACAGCGGCUGAUGUGAUUGACUCCUUUCACAACCUGCCUCCUGAAGAACAGUUCACUGCACUGUUAAAUAAUGAUAGUAUUGUCAUCCAG